Molecule: messenger RNA, 4324 nt
Organism: Drosophila subobscura
Lineage: Eukaryota; Metazoa; Arthropoda; Insecta; Diptera; Drosophilidae
Product: zinc finger protein 845
Exons: 3
Coding region: 167-2698 (843 amino acids)
Biological process (GO): regulation of transcription by RNA polymerase II
Cellular component (GO): nucleus; chromosome
Molecular function (GO): chromatin insulator sequence binding; zinc ion binding; DNA-binding transcription factor activity, RNA polymerase II-specific
Source: RefSeq, a predicted model, not a curated record
GGCAAACGCGUUGCCGUAUGGUUGCUAGUUGCUAGUGAAAAGUGCGCUGUGGCUUCAAUUAGUGUUGUUUUCUGUUGUUUAAACUAAUUGAAAUGCAUAAAGUAAAGUAUUAAACAUAAAGUAUGCAGCUUCGGUGAGCGAUUCAAAUAAUAAACUGUUAAAUUGCAUGUCUUCCUUUGCUGUUGGCGAAAAGUGCGUCUUUCGCUCCAAUAUGGACUCUGACGAUCUAGAUGACACUCAUUUGUGCAUUAAAUGCAAUGCCACCAUAGUGGGACUUGCCAAGUACAUUGAUCACCGCAAAACCAAUUGCCUGGUGGCCACACCGAAAGCCCAGAGACCAGUGACGCCGCCUGCAACAAGAGCAGAGGCUGCCACUCAGGAGGUUUCGCCUACGGCGAUACUCAGCAGCACACAUUUGGAUCACUCUUACGAUGGCUUUCAUUUCGCCGAGCCCGAGGCGCCUAGCAGUUAUCUGAGAAAAACGACAGCCAGUCAUGGUGGAAAGACCUCCAAGUCCUUGACGGAAGCCUACGAUUUGCCCUACGAACUAGGAGCUGAUUUGUUCUUCUCCUCCCUGCAACUGCAGAGUGUUUCAACGGGUGGAAAGACCGUGUCGAGACCCAAAGAGGAGGCCUGGGAUGGGCCAAAUAGAGCAGCAGCCAAAGAGGAAUCCUGGACAGCGGCUAGAGAUCCUGUACUCAAGGCAGUACGAGAUGAGUCUGUCUUUAAGCCACUUAACUUUGUGAACGACUCCCCGGAGCCCAGCGAUGAGGAGGAUGAAGACGAUGACGAUCCGGAUGACUCUUUCGAUGUGGAGGAAGAUGAAGCCGAUGAGGAGUACGAUGUGGUGCAGCACUCGCCACCAGCAGUGCCUGCCACGCAUACGGGUGGCAAGUGGAAGCCCGAGCAUCGUCCGCAGCUGCGUCACGCCCACCUGGAAAGGAUAUCGCCCAGCUGGGAUGAGCCCGUGGAAGAGGUCUACGCGCAUCCUCCUGAAGAGCACACCAAGGGCAAGUGGGUGCCCGGCAGCAAGCAGCUGGAGUACCGCGAGAACAUAGACCUGACGAAGCUGCAGCAGCCGGGCGUAAGCUAUUGGUGCAACAUCUGCUGCAGGCGCUUAAAGAGUCGCUGCAUAUACGAUCGGCAUCUGCGUUCCGGCUACCAUUUAAAGAGAGCGGAGACCGAGUGCCAGCUGGAGCAGGCCACACUCGGCGGAAAGCUUACUCUAAGCAAGGACUUUAGCCUUCCAGAGCGGGAGGAGCAGCCAACGGAGGAGCCUGUGUCCCCCAAAAGGAAACGCCGUGCGCAUCUCCUGCGCUGCGAUCUGUGCCGCCACACGAUGGCCAGGCAUUUGAUCGGCAAGCAUCUGAUUUCUCAUUACCACUACCGACGCCUUCAGCAGCAGACGCCGCUGCGCAGGCAGUCCUUUCUGCAGGACAUACUCGACCACAUGGACAGCAUUGUGCGUCAGGCGCCGUUCCAGUGUCUGCCCUGCAGCUUCUAUGCUAACACGGAGGAGGCGUUCCUGCAGCACUGGCGAUCCGAGGAGCACUUACAGCGGGUGAAGGCGACAGGUGGCAGCUUCUGGUGCAGCUACUGCCAGUUUGAGUGCGACUUUAAUGAUGUGAUGUGGGAGCAUAUGCUACACCCCUGCCACAAGGAUGUGGUGCUGGCACUCAACCGAUCCGUGCCCAUCUGCAUUGCCCAGCGGAGGCGCCUGCAGUGCUCUGCUUGUGGCGAGAGUUUCCUCUACAAUAUGCAGCUGCGUCGCCAUUUUGCAACGAAUCAUGCGGGUGAGACGCCCACCGACACGGCCGCCGAUGACUAUCAGAGUCGCUUUCGGUGUGGCAUAUGCGGAGCACCACAAAUAUCCCGCCUGGCGCUGCAGCGGCAUGAGAAAUACAAGCACAAGCUGGAGCGCUACUACUGUGGGAUUUGCCACUUGGAGUUUGAGACGGCGCUGGAGGCGCGUCGCCAUCGGAGUCUGCUGCAACACAAGCUGCGGUCUACGCCCCAAGACAGGAUUGCCCCACAGUCGGAAAAGGUGUUGGAGCGCAUGCUACGCGAGGUCCUCGAGGAUCGACGACCGAGUCCACCCGCCGAAAAGAAGCGACUUGUCGUGACCAUCAAAAAAUGCGCCAACUGCCAGAAGCUCUUUGACUCCCCUACAGCUCUGGCUCAGCAUCGAGCGCAGGCGCAUCCCACGGAUAAUCAUGCCUGUCUGAGUUGCGGCGAGAAUUUUCAUUCUCCCCAGGCACUGGGCAGGCACAAUCGUAGCUGUCAGCCCACGGCAAGCACAUCCUCCGCUGGCUGUACAGACGCCAGCAAGUCCUGGACCUGCAAUCUGUGUGCUUUCAGCUGCGAAUACGAAUCGGAUCUCCUGUAUCACAGCUUCUUUCACACUCGAACGGGCUUCAUUGGCAGCAACGAGGUGCUGCAGUGUCCGCGCUGCCCGAAACGAUUCAAGAUGUACUCCCUCCGGCCGCAUCUCAGAACUCACACCAACGAGAAGAUCUUCGAGUGUGCCGUGUGCCAGAUGAAGUUUGGCAGGCGACACAAUCUCAAGAAUCACAUUGCCACGAUGCACAGCCAGAAGGUUAUAAAGGAGAAACCCAAACGGACAGUAAAGGCUGUGCCCAAUGAAGAAAAACCCAAAUUUCCAUGUACAAUAUGCGGAAAACUGCUGGCAAAUAGGUAAUGUUCGCUGGUCGUAGCCCAUGAACACAUUUCUCGUUCUCUCUCUUUCUCCUUCCCUAUCCAGAGCAGAGACCGAGAGAGAGAGAGAGAAAGACAAACGUAUUAGCGAGACGGACGAUUAUGGGCCAGAGAGAAAACUGGAGAACUUACGGAAAGCCCGAGUCUGGGAAAUGCAGUUGAGGAAAUAAAAGUUAAUGUUUGGACGAGAAAAUACAACUAAGGGGAAAGCAAAAGCGCUGCGAAAAAGAGAGAUAAUUCUGUUGUUGUUCCAUUAUUGUUGUUGCAUCUAAUUCGCUUUGCUUUUUUUCAGCAUUAUGUUACGUGGGGGUUUCUGCUGCCAUUAUCCUGUGGAUCCUUCGGCAAUAUAAGACGGAGAAGCAGCAGCAAGAACAAGAGCAAUUUACGGCAAACUCCUGCAGGUGAAAUGGUAUCCUUUUGUCAAGUUUGCAAUAUCUUGGAGGAGGAAGCACUUUCUCCUACUCUUUCCUCUAUCUCUUUUUCCCUCCAUGUCAUCCUGUGGUGUCUCUCGUUGUCUCGUCGUUCUAUUCAAAGUCCUUACAAAGUGACAUUUCACAUAUCAACGACGACGAGGAAGACGACGCCCACUUCUCUUACCCUUCGUCCUCGCUCUCGCCUGUGCGAUGGCAUCAUUAGAAAUGCAUGACAAUGUUGUCGUACCUUAAGAACAGCCACGCCCCCUUUAACUUCACGCCCCACCCACCAUCCACUCACCCAACUUACUACCAAUCUGCUGUCUGGGUGGCUGUUGGCCUCGCCGCCGUAACAGGAAUUUAGAUUAAAGAUUGAAACUUUGUUAAUGUCGCGCAUUAUAAAGAAGAAUCUUUUUUUUUCCCUGAAUCCCGAAUGAGGCUAAGAAAAUUAGUUGUGCUUAAGGGUGAACAUAUUUUUUUUCUACACGAAAUAGAUAAGAAAAUGUAACUUACUUUUUGUUUCAGUAGCCCAAUACAAAAUCAAAGAAAUUAUGCUCAAAUAGCCCUAAGAAAGAGAAAAAGAAUAGAGUCAAAUAUCACUAGGCACUAAAAUAUAAAAUAAUUAGCUCUGAGAAAACUGAAAUAAAAUACAUGUGUCAAAAUGAACCAAGGAAUUUGUCCUAAAGCUUGAAAAAAACGAGUAGGUACGUUUGGGAGACGCUUCUUACGCGUCACAUUGUUAUAGAUUUUAGAUUAUAGAUUACAGAUUUGGGAUUUGGGUCUACACAUCCAGGACUACAACAUUAUUUUGGUCUUGUGCGAACUUUCAAAGUCAAAAGUUUCCCAUUUGUUGCACAGAGUUAUAGAACGCAUGGAAAGGUGUUGCCAAGAAGAAUAAUUACAAUGGAAAUCGAAGAGUUAUGUUUAUAUUUUGUGUGUUUUGUAAUCUCAGCAUAAAAACAAGCACAGCCGCUGCAGUUCACUUAAAAUUUCGACAAAGAAAAUUUUCAUAGAAUUUAUAGAAAUCUGUCCUUCAACUAAUUACUUACACAAAAUGCAUUCCAAUUGACUCCAACUUUGAUUCACUUAAAGCGAUUUUAAAACUUAAAGAAAGCAGAAUAGACUUUCCCAUAUCCAAAUUGAUUUUAAAAUCAAAUUUAAGUCAAAGCCCAUCAGCUACAUCACACACAUACGUA